AUGGAGGAAAGUGAUCCCGACCUGGAUGAGGCCAAAAGCCCUCCCAAGAGGAGCCGGGGGAACAAGCAGCCUGGGAGCUCUUCGGCGGAGCCCGAACAGGCUGUCACUAUGGAUGGACUCAAGCUCUUGUUCCAGGAGCAGUCCCAGGUGCUGCUUGCCGCUCAGAGGGAGCAGAUGCAGCAGACCAUGGCGGAGUACGAGAAGAAUCAGGCGAUCCGUAUGGAGUCCAUAGAGAGCAGGGUGGAGAAGCAGCAGGCUCAGCACGAUGACUUAGCCUCGCAAUUCCGUGAGAUGGGCGAGAGACUUCAGGCACUUGAAGCUAGAGGCUCCCCGCAUGCUGUGGGGCCAGAUCGCAAGCUCACCCUGGUCUUUGGUGGUUGGCCCAUGCAGACUCGGCGAGAGACCCUCCUGACCCAGUUGCAUCAGGCAUUGGAGGCCCUUGAUCUGGCUUCUUCACUUGAUCAAAGGCCUUUCACCACGGGACCCAGGCGCUCAGUUGCCCUCUGCAAUUUCAUGAUCCGACAAGGGGAAGAUGCUGGGGGUGCUCGACAACGCAUGUUAAAGGUGUUGCAGGCAGUGAAUGGGGCCAGGGUUGAAGUGGAAGGGUGUGCGAAGCCUCUUUGGUGCAGCUUCUCGCGCAGUCCAGCUGAGCGCGGACGAGCAGCUGUAGCUGCAAUCGUCAAGAAGGUGCUGAUGACCCAUGCCCCUGGCCGUGCUUGUGACCUUGACGUAGAGUUUGCUUCGGGCAUCGCUUGGAUUCGUGAUGAUCAAUUGUCAGGAAUGGGGGCACCGCCCCCAGAAUGCUCCAAAGCCAGGGUUCUUGAAACGAAGGCUGGACCGGCGUGGCUUGACGAAUCCACGCUGGCGAAGUGGCUCGGGAUUGACAAGUCGGUGGUUGAGUCGAUGGUCUCCAGUCACCGGGACUAUAGGGUUGUGGGAUGGAACAUUGGUGGCUCAGACCUUCACCUGCUGUCUAAGGCAGUCCAGGAUGGCACUGGCUCAGGAAUGCGACAAAAUGACUUGGCUCUCAUCCAAGAAGUUCCGCGUGAGGGUGAAGGGUGGUCUUUUGCAACCUUUCAAGGAAGGCGAUUGGUUUCUCACAGGGAUCCUCAACAGUGGCGUGGUACGGGUCUUUGGUAUGAUGAAAGGUCCUGGUGUGUUCUCAAGAAGAUUGGCACUCUCAAGGGCACCUGGUUUAAGAUCCGAAGCCUCGAGACCGACUUUGAGACCUGGGUUGGAACUGCUCACUUCUCUCCGGGAUGCACGGUGCAGGUGUACGAAGAGGAGGUUGAAAACCACUUCCGAGGGCUCCCUACUACGGCACACAGGGUUCUUUUCCAGGGUGAUGUCAAUACCGGUUUCUUGUGGCAGGCUGAUGCUACAGGCACCACUGCCAUUGCCAAGGAAGGCAAGGGAAACAUCCUUCAUAAGGUCUGCAUGGAACGUGAGCUUUCCUUCCUUCCCCCCAGGCGAGAUUGCAUGCAAUGCCCGACGAGCAGGCCGAGGCAGACUGACCGAGAAGGACAGUGUAUUGAUGUCUUUGUGGGCAAACGGGUGUCCUGUCGACAAGUCGUCAUACAUGUUGACUCCUAUCUCUGUGCAGGCACGGAUCAUGAGAUCGUGGAAGGGUCUUUUGCCUUUGCGACGCCUAAGGUCCGCACGCGACAUGACAGUCAGCCUAGGGUUGUGCACGGGGAUCUGCCGCAGUUGGACUACCUCGACCAAAGGGUUUUGGAGGGCCUGGCUCGGGACUACACGAAGCCUAAGCAGGGUCAGGGGUACCGUGAUCCUCCGGAAGUCAAGAAGGCAUUCAGGGAAGCCAAGCAACCAAGGACAGCCGCUCUUUGGAAAAACGCCCUUAAGCUCCGGAAAGUCGCAAGACAACACUGGGAGAAGGAUCGUCUUGCUCGUGCCGCUCGAGGGGAUUGGGCUGUGUUCAAAUCCUUGAAGCGGCCCAAGCAGGUUGGAUGGGACGUCGCCUUUGCCGAGUGCCAGACAGGGGAUCCGCACGAGCUCAUCCACCAGCACCUCGCCUCAGUCUACGAAGGGGUUGACUUGCCUCAGGAGGAGCCCUGGACAGGGUCGGUAGCUGCUUUCACCGCUCAUGAACUGAGGGUCGCAGUAGGCCAGAUGAAGAAAGGGAAAUCCGUAGGGGUUGAUGGCACGUCGGCAGAGCUCAUGAGCGCAGUUCUGGAGGCCCCUGGUGGUGAGACUCAUCUGUUGGAGUUUUACAACCGUGUACUCGCCACCCAACAGAUACCCUCACAGUGGAAUGAGGCCCUGCUGAUCCUCCUCCCUAAGGUGACCGCGCCAAAGCAUGUCAGAGAGCUACGGCCCAUUGCUAUGUCCAGCGCAGUAGGAAAGGUUUUCAGCCGGCUUCUGCUAAACCGUGCACUCCCUCUGGUUUCUCCAUCCACCUAUGCCCAAUGUGCUGGGCCUCAUCGCCAGACAUCUGACUAUUUGUACGCUGCCUUCAGAUCCUUUGAACUCGCACGAGAAUGGGGGCAUCCCUUCGCCAUACUUAAGCUCGAUCUCGAAAAAGCUUUUGACAAGUUGGAUCGUUCAGCCCUCGUUCGUCAGCUCGAAUCCCGCAUUGGACCAGGGCCGGAACUCCAGUGUUGGAAAGCCCUGCUUCGUGGAGUGCGAGGGCGCUUGCAGACUCCCUGGGGCUCAAGUACGGUGCGAAUGGAUCGGGGAAUAAAACAGGGCUCGAUCGAAUCACCUUGCUUCUUCAGCCACGUAACCGAGGUGGUGCUGGCUAUGGCAGUGGAGACCAGGGUGUGGCAGGCACAACAGAGGGUUCUAGAAGGGUUGGAUGCCGAGGAGAUGCUGUUUGUUGACGACGGACUUUUGUGGAGCCGCAGUUGCCGUUCGGUACAACUUAAGGUGGAAAUGCUUGUUGAUCUCCUGCACGGGUUUGGCCUGAGCAUUAAUCCAGCCAAGUGCUCUCUCUACGUCACUCACAAUGUCGAGGAUGGGACAUCUGUGACAAUAAGAGGGUUCAGGGUUGAGGCAUCGGACCACAUGGAGAUCAUGGGGAUACGAAUGUACGUAGGGAUCUCCAUCUAUGAACUGGUUGCGCCGUUGGCCUCGAGGGCUCGCGCAAAGUUCUGGGAGUACAAACACAUUCUCCGGUGCAAGACAGGCAUGAAGGACUCCAGAGAUGGUCAACACUGUGGCUCCGUCGAUGGUGGACCUUCGCAGGCCACAGGGCUGUCCAACAUUGAGAAACACAUGAACCAAGUGACGGGUGGCCCGUGGAGGGAAAAGGCUCACGACAGAAAGGGUUGGAAACAACUGGAAGAACAGUGGAUUCUCAACAUGGACCUGCCGUGGGCCUCAGGGCGACAGCACUCGAUCAAGGUUGAUGACCUCGGCCUGAUGGCUCAGCACCGGCCGACCAUUGUGUCCAGCCUACAGUUAGUGUCUGUGGCCCUUGCAGCCAUGACCAUGCUCUACGUCCUCCAUAUCUUCUUUCCUGGCCUCUUCGGUGGCCUUUUGGGAACUUUUCCUCAAGGGAAUUCUCACUUCAUACCAUGGGCAACAGGGACAGGGAGCACCGUUUUGGAGCUGCCCUCACUAUGCAAUGUUCCAGCCAAGCCCGAUCUUGAACUUGUCGGCAAGCCGUGUGUCAACAUUGACCCAUCCUUUGUGAUUGGCUGCCGUGAUGCAAGCUUUGAAUUCGACCUGAACCUCUCUCGCAGUGGCUGUCUUUUGCCUUUGGGAUGGGCAUCCAACGCAGGCCCUUUCCAGGACUUUGGGAACUUGGAAGCCGCACACUGGGAGCAAUCCGAGUGGUGCUGUGAGGACCACCAAAGCGUUUUCUCUGCCCAGGGAGGGCAAGCUUUGGGGAUCACAGGCACAUGUCUUUCUCUGCGUGAGCCCGCGGCUGCGGACCAGGACACUAAGGCCCCUCCUGCCCGUUCUGCGCAAGAUGGACAAGCUCGGCGAGUCCAGUACCCAGACUCCCUCCACGAUUACCAGCUUCUGCACGAGUUCGUCGCAACGGACCAGGACAUUGAGGACCCCCCCUUGGGCGUGUCGCUGUUGAGUACGCGAGUACUAUUAGUGCUCGGCGUACCUCUGGGUAGCUGCUUUGAUGAGCCCUUUCCCCCGGAUCGAGUACCAGGAUGGUAUGACCGUGCAGUAGAUGAUGCUCGGUUCCUCCAAGAACGGGGAUGCAGCAUGUUCGACAUCUUCCGAGCGGUGGACGCAGCAAUGGCUGAAUACCAAGACCCGACCUUCGUUGAGGAAACAGAACUCUAUGUGUCUGGCAUACGGAGAGCUCUACAUCAGCACCAAGGGACAGUGACUACUGACCCGGUCACACUUCAAAUGGGGCUGCCUGCUGAAGCUGAAGUGCGUGAAUAUGCGGUUUGGGUGGCUCGUCUCUUCCGGGACAGGUGGCACUGGACCAGGUGCCCGGUGGCCAUGCAGAACAUGAUGGACGACCUGGGACUGGUGUUGAGCUCGUUGCCAUGUGAAAGGUAUGCUGACGAGCUCUACGAGAAGCAGAGACUGAGCCGAUCCAGGUCCCCCCAGAGACGGACACGGGCACGCCAGCAUGAGAAACGGACGGGUGAGAGGGUUGACGAGGGUGAAGAGACAGACAAUGUGGCGUUGACCCAGAAGCGAAAGCAGGUGGCCACUCCGGAACAUUCCAGGGAUGAAAGCAGCAGGAGACGGCGAACGGCCGCGUGGAAGUCAAGGGCUCUCCUGAACGACAUCGACAAUGGAGCAUUGUUUGAAGUUCUACAUACUCCACCGCAGGCUACCUUUACUUUGGAUCCCCCUGAGGCCGUUCCUUUUGGCAUCUUCCAUGCUGCACAUGUGUGGCCAAGUGGAGGAUGGAACACCAGAGCAGAACUCAUCCGCAUGGGCAGGGCUGACCUGGUGUACGAUGUGGAACCUUGGGAGCUGGCCAGUGCUCCCUCAUCGGCGCAUACACCGGCCACGCACCCUGGAGCCGGCCAGGUCAGGUAUGACAACACUGAGACAGAAGAGGUGGAAGAAGAGGAUGGCUUCUCCCUCAUGCAGACACAUGGAGGUUCGGAUCGGGGGCACCAGGCUUGGGAAGUCUUGAUGUCAGUCCUCUCCGCAUGGCUUGCCCGAGAUCGACAGGUUGUACCGCUGCUUGACCGAGUGCAAGGCCUGGCCCUUCGUCGUGGGAAUGAUCUUUAUGGAUUUUGGAUCCGGGGACCUAUGGCUACGAUGAGGUUAAGUUCGACGGAAGGGAGACCAGGACCAGUGGGUGAUGUACCGGAUGGAGAGGAGGCCAAUUCAUGGGUGGUGCAAGUUGAGCGAUUUCUCUGGGAAGCCUUCCUCCGGGACUAUGAGCACACUGCGGCGGAACCGGCGGUGAACUUGCCGGAGGAUGAGCAGGUGAACCUGAUGGAAAGGCAGCGGCGUGCCAAGGACGAUCAUCUCCAUCGACGUGUUCAGCUCCGAGCAGCUCCACUGCAGGACGGGGGCGGCCUUCUGAAGGUGGUGGUGAACACACGCGCCCUCCUCGACCAAGAAGUGACAGAAGUGACACCGCCACGUAUGGCAGAAGUGGCACACCCAGACCGUCUGCAGGCACUACGCCUGGAGCGGGCAGUUCGACAGACAUGCCUCGAUCUCGGUGGGUCGAUCUUCAGCAACCUCUUACCAGGGACCAAGCUGGAGACCUUUGGCGAUGGCUACUGGGGGUGGACCGUUACUCAUGGCCACGUGGAGCACAUCAUGCAGCACUUCCGGGAGAUGUCUGAUGCGAAUCGGGCAAUGAUGACAGUUGCUUUCACCCAAGUCCUCCGCUACAUCAUGGCUGAAUGCAGUAACUUGAUGCAUAUGGGGGAUCUACAGGGACGUGAAGACACUGGUGAUCUUGUGACAGUGACCCUCGAUCCCACGGACGAAGAAGGCCCCGCAGAGGAUGACACCGACCGUGACCGAAAUGAGGAUGUCGACCUCAUGCAGCGCUUCACCCUGACGGGAGGCCGUGGCUCUAUGGAAGAUAGAUGGGCACGCAACCUGGCGCGCAUGCAGAAAGAGCUUGGGGCCCAGAACAAAAUGGCAUGCCUGCCGGGUAGCUCGUUCAACCUUGGAGUGUUGCCAGUGGAGCAACUAGCAGAGGUGGUGGAUGAUUCGCCUCCUCCACCUCUGCCGGUGGCUGGCCUGGGUGGCGGGCAUCUGCAACCGGACUGUCCUCAACCUGCUCUUCACACACAAGCGGCAGAUCUCUACGCGCAACAGGAGCUCAACGUGGUCAGGCAGCAGGCGGCUGAAUACCAGGCCUGGGAACGCGACUUGAUGUCGAAUGAACUCCGUCGGGCGCCUGGCCGGAAACGCAGCCUUACAUGCUGCACCUUGGAGGUGGAGGCUGCUUCUGGCAGCGGGGACCGGCCGAGAGUCUCCCACACCUACCAGCUGACGGUGCCGGAGUCAGGGGAUGAAGUUCGACUGACCAUCCGUGCCAGGAUGACCCAGGCCCCUGAAGAGGUCACUACGGAGGAGAUCUUCAGUGAGGGAGAAAAUGCUCAGGAGCCUCAGCACACGCAAAGGGCCACUUGUGCCACGGCCAGGAACGUGCUUGAGCUGCUGGAGUUUGGCGAUUUUGCCAAGGUGUAUGCACAGUGGAAGGCAGGCACGCUCAAUUUGGAGCAGGUCGUGGCGGAGUACGGCAACGAAGUGGCUGAGAUGCUCAUGACCCAUGAUGCGAUUGAAAUGGAUGACACUGACACGCUCACUGGGAUGAAGAAGCUUCCGAAGGAUGAUGAUGUUGCACGUGAAGACACAGGGAUAGGUGGAGAUCAAGGUGAUGAGGGACCUGGCAGUCUUCAUGGGGCUUCCAGUGGUAUCACAGACGCACCCACACUGCCGAUGAUCCCGCAGCAGACCCAAGUGGAGGAGAACUCGCCGGACGUGAUGCAGGUCGCCGACAAUGGGGCAGAACUCGAUUGGGACACGUCUGGUCAGCAGAAUGAUGCAUCACAGGGGCAUACGGAGUGA
Symbiodinium sp. CCMP2592 is the source of this 6990-nucleotide messenger RNA. The record is from the annotation of a GenBank genome assembly. Lineage: Eukaryota; Dinophyceae; Suessiales; Symbiodiniaceae.